AUGAGCAGGGAGGGAACUGGCCGCGCGAGCGUCGGGCCGGCUUGGCGUCGCUCGGCCCAGAAAAUGAAUCAUCACUUGCAUCUCGCCGCCUUGCCCGCCACGAGAUCGCAUGGUAGGUGGUCUCUCGCACCGGCGCAGCAACUGUCCCUCACCAUUCACCUGACCCCAAUCCCCUCCUCCAUCUCCUCCAUCUCUCUCUCUUUCCCUCCCUUCCUCUUCCCUUUCACCCCCUCCCCCACCAUGUCAACACUGCUCCGCCGAUCGGGUCAGCUAGCACGAAUCUCGAGACCGUUAAGCGGCGCAACGCCCAGAGCAACACCACUCACAUUACGGAGACGAGUUCCCAUCCCACAAUGUAUAUAUGCGCAGCAACGGGUGCGGAGAUAUGCGACGAGUCCGCCUGAGGAGCCCAAGGACAACAAAAGGGACGAAGAGCAGGCCAAAAAAGAUGGCCAGGCAGACAAGCCCGCGGCCAACAACGAGGCCGAGGCUGGCGAGAAGAAGGCGGAACCCCAAAUGUCAAAACUGACGCUCGAGGAGGAGAAGAUGCUGGACCAAUUAACUCACUACGUGUCCAUGGGCGUGCCAAAGUCGCAGAGGGCGGCCAUCAAGGAGGUCAUGGACGAGUUCAAGAAGACGGGCCUUCCCCCAGACAUGCGAGCGGAGAUGGAGCGGCUGAAGAAGGGUGAAAAACUGGAUCUGGCGACAAUAGCCAGGAUAUCGCGAAUAGCUAAUCAUAUGGCUCGCGUGGCAACCGAGCAGAGUCGCUUCAAAACGGAUGGCCAGCAGCCACAGCAGAAGGCGGGCGCCCACGACCCCGGCCCACAGCAGCAGGGGAAGAAUUCCAAGGGUGCAGACGCUGGCUCAGGGCCCGGCAUGGGCGGCCCCAAUGGCAUGGACACGAACACACUCAUCGUCACUGCUAUCCUCUCCUAUCUCACCUACAAGAUGCUAUACCCCGGCGAGAACACAAAGGAAAUCACAUGGCAAGAGUUCCGCACGACUUUCUUGGACAAGGGACUGGUCGAGAAGAUUGUCAUCCUGAACGGUAGCAAGGCAAAAGUAUAUCUACACCGUGAGGCCGUCGCAGCCAUGUACCCAGACUCGCCCUCGGUCAACCAGAAUUUCUACUACUACUUCACUAUUGGUUCUGUGGAAGCUUUUGAGAGAAAGAUGGAUGACGCCCAGUACGAGUUGGAAGUGCCCAGCUCAGAGCGCAUUCCAGUUGCCUAUUCGAGUGAAAUCUCCUGGUUUGGCACCUUCCUGUCCUUCGGUCCCACAAUCCUCCUACUUGGUUCCCUGUUCUAUUUCACACGACGUGCUGGAGGCGGCGCUGGCGGCGGUGCUGGCGGUGGUAUCUUCGGUAUGGGCAAGAGCCGCGCGAAGAAGUUCAACCACGAGACGGAUGUCAAGGUCAAAUUCUCCGAUGUUGCUGGCAUGGAUGAGGCUAAGCUGGAAAUCAUGGAAUUCGUUUCUUUCCUCAAAGACCCGACUCGCUUCCAGAAGCUCGGUGCCAAGAUCCCACGUGGUGCUAUUCUCUCUGGCUCUCCCGGUACCGGUAAGACGCUCCUUGCCAAGGCUACUGCCGGAGAAUCGGGCGUACCUUUCUUCACUGUCAGUGGCUCCGAGUUUGUCGAAAUGUUUGUCGGUGUCCGUGCUUCCCGUGUACGAGACUUGUUCGCCAAUGCUCGCAAGAGCGCUCCCUGUAUCAUCUUUAUCGAUGAAAUCCACGCUAUUGGCCGCGCGCGUUCAAAGCAGAACUUUGGAGGCGGCAAUGAUGAACGUGAGGCAACUCUCAACCAGAUCUUGACGGAAAUGGACGGCUUCAACACUACAGAACAGGUUGUUGUUCUUGCUGGCACAAAUCGACCGGAUGUUUUGGACAAGGCUCUCAUGCGACCCGGACGAUUCGACAGGCAUAUCAGCAUCGACAAGCCUACCAUGGACGGUCGUGGCCAGAUCUUUGGCGUUCAUCUCAAGAAGAUCAUCACCAACGAGGAUAUCGAGUUUUUGAAGGGACGACUGGCAGCAUUGACGCCUGGAUUUUCUGGUGCAGAUAUUGCUAACUGUGUUAACGAAGCUGCUUUGAUUGCUGCUCGUCACAACGCGGAAACCGUAACAAUGGUCCACUUCGAACAAGCCAUUGAGCGUGUCAUUGGUGGUCUCGAAAAGAAGUCUCUCGUCCUCAAGCCAGAAGAGAAGAAAACCGUAGCGUACCACGAGGCCGGUCACGCAAUCUGCGGUUGGUACUUCAAAUACGCCGACCCCCUCCUCAAAGUCUCCAUCAUUCCUCGCGGCCAAGGCGCUCUCGGAUAUGCCCAGUACCUCCCCAACGGCGAUACCUAUCUCAUGAACGUCAACCAGCUCAUGGACCGCAUGGCAAUGACACUUGGCGGUCGCGUCUCUGAGGAACUCCACUUUGACACUGUCACAUCGGGCGCCUCUGACGAUUUCCGCAAAGUCACGCAAAUGGCCACUGCCAUGAUCACCAAAUGGGGCAUGAGCAAGAAGAUUGGUUACAUCUACUUUGAAGAUGGCGAGGGCCAACAACUCACGAAGCCCUUUUCCGAAGAAACCGCGAAAAACAUCGACGAAGAAGUCAAACGCGUCGUCGACGAAGCCUACAAGCAAUGCAAAGACCUACUGACCGAGAAGAAGCACGAAGUCGGCCUUGUUGCCGAGGAGCUGCUGAAGAAGGAAAUGCUAGGCCGCGAAGAUAUGAUUAGAUUACUGGGACCCAGACCUUUUGAAGACCCCGCCGAUUUCCACAAGUACUUCUCUGGCGAGCAUGGGAAGGCGCCAGGCUUGAUGGAGCCAAAAGGGGAUGAUGGUGUCAAGGGCCCAUUGGUUCCACCGCCUGCGCCGGCUGCAUUCAAGGAGCUGGAGAGGUGA
Plenodomus lingam JN3 is the source of this 2892-nucleotide messenger RNA. RefSeq names its product Mitochondrial inner membrane m-AAA protease component (gene YTA12). Gene Ontology annotation, cellular component: m-AAA complex; membrane. Gene Ontology annotation, molecular function: ATP binding; zinc ion binding; metalloendopeptidase activity. The record is from RefSeq and is a predicted model, not a curated record. Gene Ontology annotation, biological process: mitochondrial protein processing. NCBI's taxonomy places the organism in Eukaryota, Fungi, Ascomycota, Dothideomycetes, Pleosporales, Leptosphaeriaceae.